This is a messenger RNA of Dissoconium aciculare CBS 342.82, 1758 nucleotides long. RefSeq lists its product as uncharacterized. The transcript has 4 exons. The coding region runs from base 1 to 1758 and encodes 585 amino acids. The record is from RefSeq and is a predicted model, not a curated record. NCBI's taxonomy places the organism in Eukaryota, Fungi, Ascomycota, Dothideomycetes, Mycosphaerellales, Dissoconiaceae.
AUGUCUGAAGUCCAGCAGCCCGUCGUCAGCGCUCCGGCCGUCGAGUCCGCCGCCGAGCCUCUGAUCGCUCCCACUGCCACUGAGGCUCCCACCGUUGCAACCACGGCCACCACCGAGGCCGCUCCCGUCGUAGCUGCUCCGGCUGCCGCUACCACCACCGAGACGGAGACUGCUGCUGCCACCGAGGCCGCUCCCGUCGCUGCCGAUGCUGCUGCUGCGGGUGAGACCGUCGUCGAGCCAAUCACCGAGGGCCAGCUUGCAUACAAGGGUCCUGGUCUGGUCAAGUCCCUGAUCCCCUCCAAGAAGGAGUUCUGGCUUAGCGAUGCUGCCGUCGAGUCCCAGAACCUCGACCUGUUCCUCCGCGGCGAGAAGCCCGAUGUUGCACACCCCAUCGCUGCCUGGGCCACCCAGACUGGCAAGGGUCUGCUCUUCUUCAACAAGAAGGGUGACACCGACCGCACACACCCGGCCGAUAUCCUUCCUCUGUACGAGGCCACCGACCUCAAGAAGGAGCCGACCCACCAGUUCGCCUUCAAGAUCGGUAGCAGCACCCACACCUUCAAGGCCACCAGCGACGCAGAGCGUGAUGGCUGGUACCUCUCGAUCGAGAAGGCUGUUGAGCUCGCCAAGGCCUCCAAGGAGGAGAUCCAGGGCCAAGAGAGCUACAAGUCAGAGGUUGAGAAGCUGAGUGCACCCGUCGUUGCUGGUGUCUCCAAGGCGAAGAAGACCGAUGCCGAGCCAGAAGCUGAGAAGAAGCAGAAGAGCCGAUCCACCUCCCGUGGCCUUCUUGGCCGCCUGAAGAGCAACAAGGAGGAGACCGCCGAAGAGAAGAAGGAGGAGGAGACCGCGGCUGAGGAGACCAAGGCCGUGGAGCCGGUUGCUGCCUCUGCUGGAGAGGUUGCCCCUGUCCCCGUCGCUGUCCCGGCUGACGUUGCUGCUGAAGAGACCACCGGGGAGACCGCUGCUGAGACCGUCGAGGAGCGACCCAAGCCCGCCAAGCGCCAGAGCAUCUUCGGCAAGUUCAACAUUGGAGGCUUGAAGAGCCCGGCCAAGGAGAAGGAUGCCAAGGAGGUCGAGGCUGCUGCCCCUGUUUCCGAGAACCCUCCUGUCCUCCCCGAGACUGCGACCACUGAGCCUGCCUCAGAGGUCAUCAUCCCGGUUACCGAGAACCCCACCGUUCCCGGCGAGACUGCUGCCGUCCCAGCUGAGACCGUUGCUGCCGCCCCUGCUGCCGAGACCACCACCUCUCCUACCAAGGAGAAGUCCAACUUCCUUUCCUCCUUCAUCAAGCGCUCCCGCAGCGUCAGCCCAUCCGCUGCACUGAAGGACGAGCCUAAGCUCGAUGAGGUCGCCGCCGCCCCGGCCCCUACCACCACCACCGUCGCUGCGGAGGAGCCCGUUGUUGUUGCCGCUCCCACUGAGGAGACCGCUGCCGCUGCUCCCGCCGAGACCUCCACCGAGGCCACCAGCGAGCCCGCUAAGCGCCAAUCUGUCCUCGGCUCCCUCGGCCGUCGUGCCAGCAAGGCCUUCAAGGGUAUCCAGACUCCCAAGAAGGAGAGCACUCCCACUUCGCCCGUCGCCGCCACCGAGGAGGCCACCAAGGAGGAGGAGACCGCCGCUGCUGUCGUUCCAGCUGCCGCCACCACCACUGAGGAGCCCGUUGUCCAGACCACCGGCGAGACAGCUGCUAUCGCUGACGUCGUCCCUGAGGCCGUCUCCGUUGGCAAGCCUGCCCCCGCCGUUGCCGCCAGUGCAUAA